Molecule: messenger RNA, 1415 nt
Organism: Malania oleifera
Lineage: Eukaryota; Viridiplantae; Streptophyta; Magnoliopsida; Santalales; Ximeniaceae
Product: polyadenylate-binding protein 2-like
Exons: 6
Coding region: 309-974 (221 amino acids)
Molecular function (GO): RNA binding
Source: RefSeq, a predicted model, not a curated record
AUAGAAGAAAAAUAUGAACCAAAAGGGCUGGUUCGGUUCGCUUCAGUUGGAUUCUUCGGGUUACCUGUUAUCAGUUGCAAUCGUAAAAUCGGGUUGAGAAUUCGAAAUAGCCCCUCCGGUUUACGAUAUUUACGAUUUCACCGUCUCCUCCUCGCCCUCGAUUGCAGACCAAUAUCAGGAUGCCCGCUUCUCGUUGGUCGGGGACUCCUCGCUUCAAACCCUAAUAAAUCAGAGAGAGAGAGAGAGAGAGAGAGAGAGAGAGAGAGAGAGAGGGAGGGAGAGAGAGAAAGAGAGAGAGAGGGAGAGAGAUGGAUCAUCCUCAUGGUGAAGAGCAAGAACACGAAGUUUACGGAGGAGACAUCCCCGACGAAGCAGAGAUGGAUGCCGACGUUGACAUGUCUAGGGCCGAAGACGACGACUCUAACUCCAAGGACUUGGAGGACAUGAAGAGGCGGCUCAAGGAGAUAGAAGAGGAAGCCGGUGCUCUUCGCGAAAUGCAAGCCAAAGUGGAGAAGGAGAUGGGUGCUGUACAAGAUUCUUCCAGCGCUUCUGCAACUCAAGCUGAAAAGGAGGAGGUGGAUUCACGUUCAAUUUAUGUUGGUAAUGUAGACUAUGCAUGUACCCCUGAGGAAGUCCAGCAGCAUUUCCAAUCCUGUGGAACUGUGAACAGAGUGACAAUUUUGACAGACAAAUUUGGUCAACCAAAAGGAUUUGCUUAUGUUGAGUUUGUUGAAAUUGAGGCUGUUCAGAAUGCUAUCCUGUUAAAUGAAUCUGAAUUGCACGGUCGACAAUUGAAGGUUUCUGCUAAGCGAACUAACAUUCCUGGAAUGAAACAGUAUCGAGGGAGGCGACCUAAUCCAUAUUUAGGUUUUCGAUCUCGAAGGCCCUUCAUGCCCAGCCCCCAAUUUUAUGCUCCAUAUGGUUAUGGAAGGGUUCCAAGGUUCAGGAGGCCCAUGCGAUAUAGACCAUAUUAAUGAUUGGGUGAAGUUGGGAGAAGACAAUUCCUUUUAUAGACUCUUUAUCAUAGUGGCCAUUACCAUUUAUUUCUGUAAUAGAGAGGGAAAGAACUUUGUACCAUUAUUUGCAUGCCAAGUGCCAGCUUUGAUUUUCCGCUUCGCAGGAGUGGGAGAUUUUAUGCCCUCUAUUUGAGUGCAUAUUACUCUUGGAAGAAAAAAAAAGAGGGCAGAUAUCUAGAUGUUGUAGCCAACAUAACUUCGAUGUAUUCAUAGGAUUCUGUCAUAGUUCAGUAAUUUGGUUUCCUAAGUGUUUGAAUUUUUAGAAGUGGCCAAUUUAUUUUUGAUUCUAGCCAUGUGUUUGGGGUUCUGAGAUUUUGGAUUGAAUUUGUAUAAUUUGAAUCUUAAAUUUAAAUUUGUAUGAAAAUUUAGGCAAAAUAAAUCUAUAUAGUUUUUAUCAAA